AUGCCGGACAAUGCGUCGGCCGUCGCCGAUCGAGGCAACAAGCCCCACGUGGCGGUCCUAGCGAACUCGGGCCUCGGGCAUGUCGUCCCCCUCCUCGAGUUCUCGAAACGCCUUGUGGUCGGCCACGGCUUCCGCGUCACCUUCCUCGUCGUCACCACCGUCGACUCGACCCCAGCUCAAGACCAGCUACUAAAUGCGCCGGGCCUCCCGCAUGACCUGCACGUGCUCGGCCUCCCGGCCGUCGACACCGCCUCCGUCGUCCCAGAAGACUCCCGGCUCCUCACCCGCGUAUGCCUCAUUGUCGAAGCGAGCCUCAAGAGCCUCAAAUCCACACUCAUCGAGCUGAGCUACCCGAGGGCGCUAGUCGUGGACCUUUUCUGCACUCAAGCCUUGGACGUGGCCGGCGAGCUAGGCAUCCCCGCCUACUCGUUCUGCACGAUGUCGGCCAAGAUGCUCGCGUUCUCGUUGUACCUGCCGACGCUCGACCGAGAGGCGACGGGUGAACUGGUGGACCUGCCGGGGCCGAUCCGGGUGCCCCCUCCGACCUACUGGACCAGGUGA
This is a messenger RNA of Eucalyptus grandis, 561 nucleotides long. Its product is annotated as UDP-glycosyltransferase 72B3-like. The record is from RefSeq and is a predicted model, not a curated record. Bases 1 to 561 code for a protein of 186 amino acids. The transcript has a single exon. NCBI's taxonomy places the organism in Eukaryota, Viridiplantae, Streptophyta, Magnoliopsida, Myrtales, Myrtaceae.